AUGAGAAUAAUAGUUUCACCCGUCUCACCUGUUAGUCCCACUAUCACCAAUAAGAUACUAUUAAAUAGUUUGAGUUUACUUAUCGACAUGGUGAGGUUUACAAACAUAGCUGUGAGGUACAUGAUCAUCUCUGAGAAUGUUGAGACUGACUAUUUCCCUACGAUAUCCAGUGUGAUGCGAUUGUCAACUUGUGCCGCUGUUGUCAUCUCUCUCGUUCAUCACUGUGAGAAGGCAUAUCGAGAAAGAGAUAGAAUUAUUUGUAUUUUGGACCAUUACCUCGUCAUGAGAGAACCAAGUAAUGAAGUUCGAUCAGCAUUAAAUGUUUUACGAGAUUUAAUACAAUCAAGAGCUAUCACAUUCCAUAUGGCGUAUUUUUUCCGAUUCGACUAUUCUCUGCUUGUGUCCAUGGCCUCAGUGGUCGUCACUUACACAAUAAUUAUAUUGCAGAGUAUCAAUUAAAUUAUUUGAAAAAAAAAAUGCAAUGUGUAAGAAACAUCUAUCACCUAUCAAUUACUGGUACGCUUACCUUAGUUAUAUUCUAUUUUUUGAGUGCAACUGAGCUCCGAAGAGGUCUUAUGUCAGUCUCCAGAUUCUAUAACAAAUAUUAUAAUAUUGCUAGCCAACUGAAUUUUAACUGUUAAAUACGACUGUGGAUAAACUAUAAUCAAGAAUAUUGAUUUUUAACAAAAUAACGUUAAUAAAAUGAUCUUUUUCAUCUAUUCAGCGGAGGGUAGUUCACACUUUACCUAAGCUUACUCGUACGUGAUUAACACGCUAAAAAGUAUUUGUUUAAGUAAUGUAAGUAAUUGAUACCGAUGAAAUCUUUGUAUUUUGUACGUUUACACCUUUGGUAGUUACUCAUAGUAAGGUGGCCGCACUGUCCUGCUAUAAUACAGUUUCAAACUAGAACGGAGGGUAGAUAAACAAUUUCCU
Messenger RNA from Papilio polytes (common Mormon), 933 nucleotides. RefSeq lists its product as uncharacterized. Lineage: Eukaryota; Metazoa; Arthropoda; Insecta; Lepidoptera; Papilionidae. Gene Ontology annotation, cellular component: membrane. Gene Ontology annotation, biological process: sensory perception of taste. The coding region runs from base 1 to 459 and encodes 152 amino acids. The record is from RefSeq and is a predicted model, not a curated record. The transcript is spliced from 4 exons.